This is a messenger RNA of Symbiodinium necroappetens, 903 nucleotides long. NCBI's taxonomy places the organism in Eukaryota, Dinophyceae, Suessiales, Symbiodiniaceae. The record is from the annotation of a GenBank genome assembly.
AUGGGAGUGCCGGGCCUGUCAGAGUGGCUGAAAGAGCUCAGCCUUGAAGAUCGCAGCUGCGAGGUGAUCGCAUGGUGCGAGGAACAGGGCGCUGCUACCUUGACUGAAGUCGCAGAGAAUCGGGAGGAGUUAGCACAUGUCUUGGGGGGAAUCCCUGAGCUAAAGGACGGGCGCGCCUUGACGCUAGCCGAGCUUGUCUCUCUCCGCAUCUACAGUCAUGAUCUGGAGGAGAUCCUGAUGGCACUCAUCGCUGUAUUGGACGAGGACCAGCUGCAGCAUGCAGAGCUCUCGCUGAAACCGGGACUAGCAUCUCUUCUGACACGCUUGGCACUUCGCUCUAAAGGCCGACAGGCUCCACCUGCUUCCGGUGCUCCUGGGCCACAAGGAAGCGCUUUUAGUGGUUGCCUCGGAGACGCGCGUGCUCCACGUGGGAUUGCCGUCACUGCCGAGACGGCAUCGCAGCUUAGUCCCGGAGACGAAGUGGUCCUCCACGUGCUCACGGGACGAUGGCAGGGUUGGCAUGUCUGUGAAGUCCUGGAGGUGAGAAGGCAAUCCUUCUAUCUGCGCCACCUGGAGGAUGGCUUCGAAGAAAAUAUUCCCUGGGCGCUUCUGGGUGGUGGCUCCUACCACAUCGAGCUUCUGGGCCAAGAAGGCCAUGUACCUGAGCCCAGCUACUUCAGCAAAGCUUCGCAAGUAGAGGUCACUGCAGCGCCCUAUAUCAGCAGGCGUGACGCGCGGCUUCUGCGCCUUGCCGAGCGCGGCGUGGGCUCACAGCGGGGUGCGCGAGGCAAUGCUGACGAACCGUGCGAGGGCUGCGGCCGAUCCGCCUGGCGCGGCCAUCGCAGCCGCGAGGACGGAGCGCUUUACUGCGACGACUGCUGGGCGGAAUGGCCGGACAGCUAA